Molecule: messenger RNA, 11621 nt
Organism: Ictalurus punctatus (channel catfish)
Lineage: Eukaryota; Metazoa; Chordata; Actinopteri; Siluriformes; Ictaluridae
Gene: ago2
Product: argonaute RISC catalytic component 2
Exons: 19
Coding region: 232-2805 (857 amino acids)
Biological process (GO): regulation of DNA-templated transcription; regulatory ncRNA-mediated gene silencing
Cellular component (GO): RISC complex
Molecular function (GO): RNA binding; endoribonuclease activity, cleaving siRNA-paired mRNA; protein binding
Source: RefSeq, a predicted model, not a curated record
UUGGUUUCACAUUUGUCGAGUACACAGCAGGUCGUGUUGUGACGGGGGAUGGGAGUGGGGAUUUCUCUCGCGGUCUUGUAGUUGCACUCUUGCCUGAAACGUUGUUUUCUUUCUGAAAACGGCCUGUGUAGCCGAUAAGUUCGCUCCCCUGCUCGCGGAUGCACCUCGCGACAUUCGAAAAGCCGAAAUAAUCUGCGCGCGCUCGGCAGGGUCUGCAACACAACGGCCGAAAUGUUCUCGAGCGGAGCAGCGAGUGCAGCUCCUCUGACUCCUCCACCACAAGAGUAUGUGUUCAAACCACCCCAGAGGCCAGACUUUGGCACAAAUGGUAGGACAAUCAAACUGCAGGCCAACUUCUUUGAGAUGGAGAUCCCCAAACUGGAGGUGUACCAUUACGACAUCGACAUCAAACCUGAGAAGUGCCCACGGAGGGUCAACCGUGAAAUUGUUGAGCACAUGGUCCAGCACUUUAAAACACAGAUCUUUGGUGACCGAAAGCCUGUGUAUGAUGGGAGGAAGAAUUUAUACACAGCAAUGCCCUUACCCAUAGGAAGAGACAAGGUGGAGCUGGAGGUGACGAUCCCUGGUGAGGGGAAAGACAGGAGCUUUAAAGUGGCCAUAAAGUGGGUUUCAUGUGUUAGUCUGCAAGCUCUUCAUGAAGCUCUGUCUGGACGGCUGCCAAGCAUCCCUUUUGAGACCAUUCAAGCUCUAGAUGUGGUCAUGAGACAUUUGCCCUCCAUGAGGUACACACCUGUUGGCCGCUCAUUCUUCACACCUUCUGAAGGUUGCUCCAACCCUCUUGGUGGAGGAAGGGAAGUCUGGUUUGGCUUCCACCAGUCUGUUCGUCCAUCUCUUUGGAAAAUGAUGCUUAACAUUGAUGUAUCGGCUACGGCGUUCUACAAAGCCCAACCAGUGAUCGAGUUUAUGUGUGAGGUUUUGGAUUUUAAAAGCAUCGAUGAACAACAGAAGCCUUUAACAGAUUCCCAAAGAGUCAAGUUCACUAAGGAGAUAAAGGGUCUGAAAGUAGAGAUCACACACUGCGGGCAGAUGAAGAGGAAAUACAGAGUUUGUAAUGUAACCAGGAGACCAGCCAGCCACCAGACGUUUCCCUUACAGCAGGAGAGUGGGCAAACCAUCGAAUGCACUGUGGCACAGUACUUCAAAGAUAAAUACAAACUGAUACUUCGAUAUCCUCAUCUCCCAUGUUUACAAGUCGGACAGGAACAAAAGCACACUUACCUGCCUCUUGAGGUUUGUAACAUAGUGGCUGGACAGCGAUGCAUCAAGAAACUGACAGACAAUCAGACCUCCACUAUGAUUCGCGCCACAGCCCGGUCAGCACCUGACCGCCAGGACGAAAUUAGCAAAUUGAUGAGAAGUGCCAACUUUAAUAGUGACCCUUAUGUACGUGAGUUUGGGGUCAUGGUAAGAGAUGAAAUGACUGAAGUGAAUGGCCGAGUCCUCCAGGCACCAUCUAUUCUCUAUGGAGGACGGAACAAGGCAAUAGCUACCCCAAUCCAAGGUGUAUGGGAUAUGAGAAACAAGCAGUUCCACACUGGGAUAGAGAUCAAGGUUUGGGCCAUCGCUUGCUUUGCUCCACAAAGGCAAUGUACUGAGCUCUUAUUAAAAGCAUUUACAGACCAGCUGCGCAAGAUUUCUCGUGACGCAGGCAUGCCUAUUCAAGGUCAGCCCUGCUUUUGUAAGUAUGCUCAGGGAGCUGACAGUGUGGAACCCAUGUUUAAGCACCUGAAGUACACCUACCAAGGCCUGCAACUGGUCGUGGUCAUUCUUCCAGGGAAGACACCUGUCUAUGCGGAGGUGAAGCGUGUCGGGGACACAGUUUUAGGAAUGGCCACUCAGUGUGUCCAGGUGAAGAACGUCCAGAAAACCACUCCACAAACAUUGUCUAACCUCUGUCUGAAGAUCAACGUUAAACUGGGUGGAGUCAACAACAUUCUGCUUCCACAGGGAAGGCCCUUGGUUUUCCAGCAGCCUGUAAUUUUCCUGGGUGCAGAUGUGACUCAUCCUCCAGCAGGAGAUGGAAAGAAACCCUCCAUUGCUGCAGUGGUUGGUAGCAUGGAUGCCCACCCAAGCCGAUACUGUGCCACAGUGCGGGUUCAGCAGCACCGCCAAGACAUCAUUCAAGACUUGGCAACAAUGGUGAGAGAACUGCUUAUCCAGUUCUACAAGUCAACUCGCUUCAAACCCACACGUAUUAUCUACUACAGAGAUGGCAUUUCAGAAGGUCAAUUCAAUCAGGUUCUGCAACAUGAGUUACUGGCGAUCCGUGAGGCCUGUAUAAAGCUAGAGAAGGACUAUCAGCCAGGCAUCACUUUUGUAGUAGUCCAGAAGAGACACCAUACCAGGCUUUUCUGUAUGGACAGGAACGAGAGGGUUGGAAAGAGUGGGAACAUCCCUGCUGGCACCACAGUCGACACAAAAAUCACCCAUCCAUCAGAAUUUGACUUUUACCUUUGCAGCCAUGCUGGUAUUCAGGGUACCAGCAGACCUUCUCACUACCAUGUGCUGUGGGACGACAACCACUUCACUUCAGAUGAGCUACAGGUACUCACAUACCAGCUGUGCCACACCUACGUGCGCUGCACCCGCUCUGUCUCCAUUCCUGCGCCUGCCUACUAUGCUCACCUUGUGGCAUUCCGAGCACGCUACCACCUAGUAGACAAGGAACAUGACAGUGCUGAAGGCAGCCACACAUCAGGCCAAAGUAAUGGUCGAGACCAGCAGGCCCUGGCUAAAGCUGUUCAGAUCCACCAGGACACACUUCGCACCAUGUACUUCGCCUGAGCCUGGCCAGAGAUGAGUCUCAUAUCCUCAAACACCAUGUGUCUGUAUGUUUAACAUGCCCCAUUCAUCUUGGGGGGCCUCCAGAUGUGCACAUAGUUAACUGGCAACAUUUCACACAUUCAAGGUCUCUGUAUUUAUUUGAGCUUCAAGAAAACUUUUUUUUUGUCCAUUCGUUCUAUGCCUUUACACUGACAAUUCUGACUUUGCUUUGGGGUUUAUAUUAUUAAUAACAUUAUGAUUAUGCCAAGGCUGAUGGAAUAGAAAUUUUUGACAUAUUUGUGAAACUUCUAUCAGCACUGACCCAGAAGGACACAACUUCAGGACACGAGUACUUACUGUUCUUUUUAUGUUUCUUUCACAUUACUAACAAAUCUGUCAGUGUUGUCUUUUUGUUAGUCCUCAACUCAGUCACUCUACCGUACUUGAUUAAGUUGGUUUCUUGAGUAACAACUGACAGAUUGUGCUUUAUAUUGGAAACCAAAUCUUUAUAUUAUAAUAAGGACACUUUGAACAGUUCUUUGGGACAGUGGAAGAUUAAUCAGACAAAUUUGUAGUUCUCUCAGCAUGAGAGGAGUGUUUUGACAAUCAGCUGUCUGAAUUGGGUCUGAAGAGGGAAUUAUAGUUAAUACAGGACUGGUUCCUGAGACCAACACUCUUUCUUGAUCCAAACCUGUUAGUAAGUUAUCCUUUUUCAACCUUGGUUUCCAUUUUAUUUUCCCCAACAUUAUUAUCUGUUAGGCUAUCAAAGUUAGACUGUAAAGAGAAGUACUAAUAUCUUGUGUGAAAGAUUAGUCUCCUAUGUACUGCUGAUUAUUUUUUAUUUUAUUUCUACCACACGUCCAGCCUGAAGCUUUGCUUUCUUAAAGGAUCACUCCAUUGUUUUCAGACUAAUAUCUAUCUACUGCUUCUGUAGUGUAUUAUUGAUUACUACUUAUAAUAAUGACUUUUUCCUCUAUCCUGAGAGAAGAUUGGAAAGCCUGUUUCUGUGAAACUUCCUUAUAAUGGACGUCUAAAGGCAGCUGUUGUAUUACCUUAACCAUUUACAAUACCUGACCAUAUAACACACAAUCAAAAAUAACCCUUUGGUGAGACAGGCAUCAAAUAUUUCCUUAUGUCAUUUUUAUUCCACUUUCCAACACUGGGGCAGUAGGGUAAAAACUAAUUCUGGUCACUUACACUUUUCUUAGGAUUUUAUGAUCUUGCGUAUUUGUGUCUGAAAUUUCGUCCCAUCUGCUAAAAGACAAAUUAUGUAGUGUUUAGGUUUAAAGUCCAAUUUAUAAAUACCUGACUGAGGAAUUUACCAAAAAAAAUUAAAACAGAUAAAGUUGUUUCAUAUUACUGUUACCACGCCCCAACUUCCCUCAGGCCUCUCUUUAUAAAAAAGUUUUGAGUAAAUGAGUUUUCUUAUCUUUUCUUAGUGCACAAAGAAGUCUGCAAUGAUUUUCUGUGAUGAUUGCCUGUGCACUAGAGAUGCAGUGGAUAGAGCUAAGGUUUAACAAACCCUGGAGUAUUACUUUAAGUGUCUUGUGAUUAUAUCAGCCUCAUACACUGUUGUAGUGGUGCAUGAAUCAUGAUGUAAAGGACAGAUUGCUAUAUAUAUAUAUUUUUUUUUAUUCUUAUUUUUUUAUGUAUCUAAUUAUGUCCAAGAUGGUGAGCUGCAUAUUGUUUGUUUAGAUCUAUACACAGACUGAUGGCUCAUGGAACCAUGGCCUUAAUGAUAGGGAGGUCUUGAGGGUUAUGGGAACGUGUUUGUUGGUUAUAGAUAUCUAGUCAGCCACAUUACACUCGAAUGUGUUAAGCACCUUAUUUUUUGCCCAAAUGUCAGUGAUAACGCAAUAGCCUUUACCGUAGAAGGUUUUUGACCAUUCUAUCGAUUCUAAAUUUGAGUAAUCCUAUUGUGUAACUCUUUCGCGUCUCUGGUGCUGGAGCUCUUCUCAAGAGCUUUGUAGUGUCAUUGGGUUCAUCCAAUAGGCGAGUGGUUUUAGUUUUUGUUAAAGGCUUUUGAGAUUGUGAGGUAUAUUCGCAAAUGAUUCAACAAUUCGUUAAAAUUUAACUGCUAUUGUAGGCAAUUUUUUUUAUUUUUUUUAUUUUAUUUUUUUCCUGGUAUAAAUGCAAAUAUUAUUGGAACGUUGGUUAGCUUCCCCAUGUUUCACUUUUAACUUUAAUUAACCUAUAGCUGAACACUUUUAAACUUUUAUACCUAUGCAUUUAUAGCCAAGAGAUUUUAGUGUGUUUUGUGUAUAUAAUGAUUUUAGAUAAUGUGUAUUGUAGUAAUUUUAAGCUUUAAUAGAGUGCAUAGGCAAAAACCCUCUUCCUGUUGUAGCAGUAUUAGCCUAUAGAAUGUUAUAUUUUUAUUAUAGUAGACAAUUAGAUACAACUUUCAGUUAGUCCUGUUAGCCAAGAAAGAUUACAAAUAUUUAAGCAUACUGUUAUCCUACAGUAACUGAAGCACAAUGAAUUAUCGGUGCUAAACAUUUUCCAGAAACAAAUAUUUUAUUUACCAUCAGAUCACAGUUAAAAAAAAAAAAAAAAAAAUCAUCAACCACAGAACUGAUUCUUAGGGUUGAGUUUCUUUAGCUUCCUUUGAACUGUGUUGCAGGGGCAUUUUUAGUUCUCAGUCUCGAAUACUUGACUUGGUUAUUUUUCAGAUUUGAUGCUGGUCUCUAAACUUGCAGAUGCACUUUGAAGGGCAUUGGACAUGUACCAUUAGUAAUUGUUUGGAAAUGGCUUGAUGUCCUACCUCUUGUUGCCUGUUUUUAAUAUAAUGGUAACAUCACUGCAUUAGUCAUUUCUUCAUAAUUACACAAGUGGUGGCGUUAGAAUAAAUUCUUUCUCUGAAAGUUUCUGGGCAUCUUAUAGUGUCACUUAGCUUAGAAAUGACCAAAAGGCGUAUCUGUUCAGAGGCUAUUCUUGGUGCCAUUUUAAAUCUUUUACAUUAACUGCCAUAUUUUUAUUUUUUUUUAAAUAAUAAUAAAGUGCUAAAGAUUCAGAGCUUUGAAGUACCCCUUCGUAUGGUUAAAUUGAAAUUCACCAAAUGGAUUAGAAAGAUCUUAAUCUCAAUCUUAAUGAAUACGGUCUUGUUCAGCCAAGCAAUGCAUUCACGUUGUACAUUCAUACAUUCUUUACCCAACUGGCUGCUAAUUUGGAACAAAAUAUGUUGUCAUUUUCCAUUCAGAUUUUCCUCAUCUUUAGAGCUAAAUAUGUAUCUCUUGGCUUAAGAAAUGACCCGAAGUGAACAACUGCCCCCCCCCCAUGUUUUUCAAUCUCAUCUUCCUUUUUAAUGGUUUUCAAUGAUGCGGUUCACUUUGUCUUGUAAAUAUGACAGUGAUCAGAGCUUUUACUUUACCUGAGUUUUUAGUAUUUUACCUUUUAAAGCCAGCACCUUAGAUUGUCAGAACUCUUAAGCAUAUGCAAUUCUUAUGUAAUAAAAGAAAAUGUAUGAUUGAGGUGUUUUUGCACUAUAUGAAUCAGUGUGGACUGGGUUAUUGUUGGAAAGAUUAGAAUGUUGGUUGUCCUCUUCAAUCACCAUAAACGCUAGUGGAUACUCCAGUUGUUUUUGAGGUGGUUGUACAUUUUGGUGCAUGUGCAUACACGCACAUUGGUGCAGAAUCUGAAGCUACACAUAGAUAAUAAGUCCUGACAUUUGAGUAACUAUGCAAAAACUGGUUUUGGUUCAGAGCCAUUCAUCUUAUGCUCAAAUUUGUUUAGUUUUACAGUGAUCCUAGUGAUUUGUAAUUAAGUCUGAUUUUGAAUUUAAACUUCAUUCUUUCAAAGACAUUAGGACUGGUUUUAUAUAAUGUCUUAAAUGUAAUGGAGUGAUCUUACAAAAUAUGAAACUGGCAUUUGUGUUCAAGAUUUUUUUUUAAAAAUUUCCCUGCAGAAGUUUCAUGAUGUCCAGUGUAAUCAUAAAAAAAUGACAAUGUAAUGCUGGAUUGUGAUGAAAUUUGAUGGAUUUAAAUGAAUCCUUUUGUCUAUGCACAGCACGAACAUAUAGCACAUAUCAGCAUUUUGUGAUAACCUGAGGAAGUUGAAUGAGAGCCAGCAUGGUGGUGUUUUGAUAUUGCAAUGCAGAGGUACCCUCAUUUGGCAAAUCCAAGAGAAUGUCUACCAAAUUAAAGUAUCCCUAUUAAAGAAGUUCAACUUCUAGAGAAAAUCAACCAUGUAUGUGAAUCACUAAACUAUCAACUGUUUUUCUAAAUGUAUAGCCAGGAUUUUAAAGAUCUGAUAUUUACCCUGGACCAGCAAGAGUCAAAUGAAUUUCAGUUAGAGGAAUUGUGCAUUUUAAAUAAUGCUCUCUAAUGGAUUAACAUUUCUCUAACUUUGCACUCUAACUUUUGCUUGUAACUGAAUAGGUUAAUCAAAGUCUCAUGAAAAUAUAAUCAUGAGAGGAAAAAAAAAAUGCUCUACCCUUGAUACAACCAUAGUGUAUAUGAAGAUACUUAAUGACAUAAGUAAUACACGUACGUGUAUAUCAGAUGCAUUUCAGAUGUGUGUGACCAAGUUAACAUUUGUGUUUGGGCAAUUAUUACUGACAUAUGGACAAAUCCUUCUUUUGCUUUUGUUUGAGGUGCUACACUGUAAAAAUUGUUUAUAUUUAGGGCAAUAUUGUGGUGUUUGUGUUUUAUAUUUUAGUUCAUUGUAUAAUUUCUGAUAGCAUUCAAUUCCAUACUACCAAUGUUUCAAAUUGUAGCCUGAUACCUAGGUUCUCAUUUCAAACUAAGCAUCUUGGCUCCAAUCAUUGCCCAUCAUCCCCUAGGAAAUUCGGAAAGUCACUAUGUGCACAAAUAAAUUAUGUAAUAGACAUUUUUGCCAAUGCCAUUUUACGCCAUCUAAAUAUUUACAGGUGUGCAUUCUAAAAUGAUUUUACUAAAAAUAAGCAAUGUCUCUUGUUGAUAAGUGACAUAAAAAUAAAAGAGCACUAGCUUAAUAACCUGGCUUUUUAUACCAAUUUUGACAACUACCUCAGAACAGUUUAGGGUGCUAACCUUCUCUCUCUCUCUCUCUCUCCCCCUCCCUACUAUCUAUCUAUCUAUCUCUCUGUCUAUCUAUACACACAUCUGUACCUAUUAGGAACACCUGUGCAUUCAUGCACAAUAAUGUGGCAGUAGUGCAGUGCAAAACAUCAUGCAGAUACAGGUUAAGAGCUUAAGUUAAUGUUCACAUCAAAUGUAAGAAUGAAGAAAAAGUGUGAUCUCUCUCUGUAAUCUCUUUACCUGUGGCGUGGAUGUUGGUACCAGAUGGGCUGGUUUGAGUUCAGAAAAAGUUGAUGAUCUGGGAUUUUUCACACAUAACAGUCUAGAGUUUACACAGAAUGGUGUGAAAAACAAAUAACAUUGUGUGAGCGCCAGUUCUCUGGCUGGAAACGCCUUGUGGAUAAGAGAGGUCGAUGGAAAAUGGCCAGAUUGGUUCAAGCUGCCAGGAAGGAUAUAUAAUCUCAAAUAAUCACUCUUUACAAGUGUGGUGAGCAGAAAAGUAUCUCAGCAUGCACAAAAAUGGGCACAGAAUCACCCGAACUGGACAGCUGAAGAGCACCUAUGUAGCUCAUCCACCUCAAGGUUUGAUGUGUUCUGAUAUGCCUUUAUGCUCACCACGGUUGUAAAGAGUGAUUAUUUGAAUUAUUAUAAACUUCCUGUAGCUCAGGCCAGUCUGGUGAUUCGCUCAUCAACAAGGUGUUUCAUCCUGCAGACCGUCUGCACACUGGAUUGUUUUUUUGUUUGUUUGUUUAUCAUGCCAUUUCAGUGUAAACUCUACAGAGACUGCUGUCUGAGAAAAUCCCAGAUCAACUGUUUCUGAAAUACUCAAACCAGCCCAUCUAGUACCAACAUCCAUGCCACGAUUAAUGUCCCAGAGAUCACGCCUUUUCACCAUUCCGAUGUUUAAUGUGAACAUUAACUGAUGCUCUUGACCUGUACCUGCAUGAUUUUUUUUUUUUGCAUUGUGCUUCUGCCACACGAUUGGCUGAUAACCACAUGAAUGUACAGGUGUUCCUGAUAAAGUGGACGGUGAGUGUAUAUAUAAUUUCUAUAGUACAUGACAACGAAUAAUAAUAGUGACCAAACAAACCAAGCCAAUACUGCAUUUUAGAUUUAGCUUUUACAGAAAAGAUUUUUUAUUGUUGUCUAGAUGAGGACAACCUGUCAAACAAAAAAAUAUAGCGGACCAAAUUGUGAAAGGACUUCCUGUGGACUGUAAACCAGCGUUUGGAGAAAAAAAAAAACUGUAGUCAUAAUAGAUUAAUCACUUAAGUUUGUUUCAAAAUAUUGUCAUUAGGAAACAAUAUUGCCUUCUGUGGUAGUUUGGAAUAGACGCAGCACAAGGAUAGAUUGCUAAUAGGGCCGAGCGGUAUGACGAGAUGAUAUUGUGUCAUACUCACGAUAAACAUGAUACACUUUUCUUGAUGAUGAGUUUAGUCAUUUUCAUCAGGUGCCACUGCUUUUAUAACUUACUGUAUAAAGCAACUGACUGGACAAAACACUUUUUGUACUAAUUGGUUUAUUUUUAGUUUUGCUUUGUUAGCAAAAUAUAUCAUGUAUCGCAAAGAUGUUUUUAAGUUUUGUGAUUUAAUAUUUUUGCCAUAUCUCUAAUUUCUAGUUUCUUGUGAGUGAACACAGAGCAAUAAUUGCAUUAUUACUCAUGUCUACAGAGUGCAUCAUGGUUUAUUUCCUUUAGGUGGUUGUGGUUACUCACAGAGUGGCAUCUGAAUGCAGUUAGAUUUGGUAUGGUUGUGAGAUUUUUGCGCGCCCCCCCCAGAUAAUCAUCUGUAGUGACGUGCCCUAUUUAGGAUCACGUAUUGGCUUCCAGUCGUCCCAGUCAGCACUGCUCUACUGCUCUGCGUUUGUAAUACUACAGAAAGGCAAAUUAGCAACAUCCAAAAAUACUAGCAUGUGGUCCUUUUUUUUUUUUUUUAUUUUUCUUUUUUUUUUUUUUAUUUAAAUGUCAGUCCAAGUUUGGCAGUAUGCUUUCUAACAAACCAGCUUGUCCGCACUGCGCUGUCUGAAUGCUUGCAUUGGCCACAAUUCUUCUUUUUGAGAAAUGUUCAGUAUUGCAAUAAACAAAAUGAGGGUCUUUUUGGUGAAAGCUCUACAGCAAGUGUAAGCAGGUUGAGAAUAAGCUAUUUAAAAUAGUUUUGCGUGUAAUUUUUACCUUGCAACGUUUUACAAAGGGAAUUUACAGUUAAAUUAAGAAUGAAACGUGUUUGCAAAAUACGCUCUACUGAUACACUGGCCUGUUUCCGUUGGUUCAAGAUCAAAAAGGUACAAAGGGUAUGAAAAUAAAAUCAAUAUUCUUGAUAUUUUUGUUGAGCUAAAGACAUCCAUGUUGUGUGUGUGUGUGUGUGUGUGUGUGUGUGUGUGUGUGCGUGCGUGCAUCAGCAUCUGUCAUCUCCUGUAUUUAUAUUUGGUGAUAAUUUUUAAUUUGAUGAAAUUCAUUGUCACAUCAAACAAUUUAUACAUGAAUGACUCACGUAACCUUGAGUGAAUGCUGCAUAGAAUGAUCAGUAUUUGUAUAUUGCACUUUCUAAUCAGUAAAAAAGAAAAAAAAAAGAAGCCCUGUUUAAAAUUGGGCAGAGAAAUUAAAAGAAAAUUAAGACGAGGUAUAUUCUGCUAUAAUAGGAUUUUUUUUUUUUUUUUUAUUAAAGAAAAAAAGUGACUUUUCUAAAAUGUGCGUAGACAUGAAGUACCUCAGAAGCCUGAUAUAUGCUGCAUCAACUUCAUUUAUUUUAUUUUCUUUUGUGAACCUCACUGUCUCUCGUACAGUAAUACAGUUUUCCCUACGGAGAGGUCAGAUGUGCAUGCAAGGCAGUGCUUACACCUUUCUAAAAUGUGUUUUGGUUUGAUUGUGUCUUUUUAACAACAGUAUUUACAUUGGCUUUUUAUUUGGGUGAAAGAUGUGUGUUGUAGAGUACAUAGGGUAUUACAUUUUGGAAAAACAAACAAACAAAAAAAAGCAUUCUGUAUCAAUUUUUUUUUCUACCAUUCCUGUUGGUUUCAUACUAAUCCGGCAUUUACCUUCAGAGGACAUCGCAAAUGGCAACUAAUUAGAUGUAGUCCUAAAAGACUACUGACUCAGGUAUUGCCGUUUAAGGGCUAUAUCUGCUACUGAAUCUCUGCCCUGUACUCACUCGCGUGUCUUAAAUAGCCCUGGAACUGUAUUUAUGGCUAAAACAUCAUACAGUGUAUCUGGCCUUAAAAGGUGCACUAUUAACCAGACCAUGCAAAUCAUGCAUUGUUCUACAUCACUGCCUAUCAUGUACUAGUUUGUUUGUUUUUUUUUGCCAUAAAUCUACCUCCUGGGAAUGUACGAGUGUCCUGGAUAUGCUAGAUAGUAAAUAGAUAGUUAUAAUCAUCUUCCAUUAAUAUCUCUUCUGAAAACUCCAGGACGUUCCGGCUGAGGCUGCGUGUCAAACGUGUUUUCCCAUGUUCAUCUAAGCCAUAAAAAUGACCAAAGUUUUUAGGAAGGCAUUCCAGUGGCACUGCCUCGCAGGCUCAAAUCUCCCCUUCGUUUCAAACAUUUCUUUUUCUUUUUUUAAUUCCUACUUAAGCACCUGCCAAAUUGAAUUUACUGUCAUUCCUGUUGAGAGCUUUUCUAUCUCAUUCUUGUAUUUGGACUUGCCGCUAAGCUCUGUGUCUUUUUGUUAUUUUAUUAUGUAAAUUGUGAGCUUUGAGAUUUUUUUUUCCUCCAUUUAUGCUUUUAUUAUGAUUGCAAGCUCAAUAUAUGCUGUAAACCCUGAUAGAAUAUAAUGUGAAUAUCAUUUAAUAUAGUUGACUUUUUUGCUUGACUGUAUAUGGCAUUGAUUUAAUAAACUUGAGUUCCCCUCA